Cervus elaphus (red deer) is the source of this 685-nucleotide messenger RNA. RefSeq lists its product as uncharacterized. Bases 1 to 660 code for a protein of 219 amino acids. The record is from RefSeq and is a predicted model, not a curated record. NCBI's taxonomy places the organism in Eukaryota, Metazoa, Chordata, Mammalia, Artiodactyla, Cervidae. The transcript is spliced from 6 exons.
AUGGGAAUCAGCCAGGAGUCUCACCCCGCCUCACCACCCCUCGCCUUUACGAUCUGGGUUUGGGUACAUCUGGGUGGAGAGCAGAACCCAAGCCUGUCCUUGCCGCCCUCUUCCCGGUUCUCCUCCAGCACUUCAGUCCCAGGUUUCCGAAGCCUGCGCGAAAAUCGAGGGGAGAUCGGUGUUGGCACCUUCUCGGCCGUUUCCAUUACUGUAAUGGUACUGUUGGAAGCCAUCCCUGGGCUAGCAAGUGGGAGAUUCACCUCCUUCUCCCUCCCUUGGAGGUUAGGUGGCCUCCCAGCACUUAGAGUGAUGCAACUUUCUAACUGGAACAAGCCUCACAGAUGGUCCAGUCCUCAGAGCCUUGGCUCUGGUAAACAGCAGGAGCUCCUGGAGCACUUUAUGAGAAAGGUUUUCACUGAGUACCAGGUUGGGCUGCCUGCAUCAAACAGCACAUUCCCACUGGCCAUUUAUUUUACAUAUGGUUUCUCCUUAUGUUGGUGCCGGAGGCCCCAGAAGUUCCAGGAAACUCUGUCUGGCUUCUGGCCCAGGAGCAGGCUCCAGGCAGGCGGCGGCGAAGGGCUGCUCACCGUCAGGCGUCUGUUGAGUCCUCUGAGUUGGCACUAUGGGGAUGGGGGCCACCUGUGGGCAGCCCAGGACUAGGGUGGAUGGGUGGAGGAGGGGGCAC